Annulohypoxylon truncatum is the source of this 2325-nucleotide messenger RNA. RefSeq lists its product as uncharacterized. The transcript is spliced from 6 exons. The coding region runs from base 1 to 2325 and encodes 774 amino acids. The record is from RefSeq and is a predicted model, not a curated record. NCBI's taxonomy places the organism in Eukaryota, Fungi, Ascomycota, Sordariomycetes, Xylariales, Hypoxylaceae.
AUGGCGCUUAAUCAAAAUCACGACUUCAUCGUGAUAGAUGACGAUGAAGAUGUGAACGAGUUGAAUAUUGACAAUACUGACAAUAUCAACAAUUCCGGCGAUGGUGCUGAUUCCGCUGGAGACAGGACGGAUCAGGCACUCGAGAAACCAAUCCCCUCAGAAUUCUCUCCAAUUAACUGCAAAGAUAGCGUCAGAGCCGUUUUCGCAGAUAUCUGCCCAGAGUACUUGGAGAGACUCGCUAAUGAACAUGAUAAUAACUCUGAUGUCAUUAUUGACCAAAUCCUCACUUCGCAAGAGAAGGGUGAGAUGUACCCCAGAAAGCCGGCCAAGAAUCCUCUGAAGCGCAAGAGAGCCCGCAGCGGGGGCGACGAUGUGGACGAAGCAAAGACUGAGGCUGACGUAGCCAAGGACAUUAGAGCUAAGAUCGCUCAAGUCAAUUAUCAUCAAAGUACAGGAGAUAUGUCUUAUAAAAAGAUUGCUCCAAAGCUUUUAUCUACAGAGUAUGUCGUUUUCGGUCUCCUAUUUUACUUUCCCAAGGUUCACGUUCCUACGAUCAAGAAUUAUCUCAAGAAAAACACAGGCUCUGUUUUUAAAACAUACGCAGCCAUGAUAGAUGCCGUGGGCAAGUGCAAAGCAGGUGAAUUACCUUGGCCUGAAAAGAAAGUCUCUACACCAGUAAUCCUCGAGUUUAAAAAAGACAGGAUCAAUCGCAUCGAUAUGAAUCAAUAUACUGAACACGAGCAAGACGCAAUUGCCGAACUGCGUGCUGCUAGGAAAUUGGCAGACUUCAAGCAAGCACAGGCCGAAUUAGAAGCCGAAGAGAAGGCCAACUUCGACGAUGCCAAGUCAGCAGGUCAAACUGAAGAUUGUGGAUGCUGCUUCGAAGAAUGCGCGAUCAAUCGAAUGAUCUGCUGUGACGGAGAAAAAACUCACCGAUUUUGUCGCGAUUGUAUGAAAGCUCAGGUGGAGACGAACAUCGGCCUUUCUAAACACGAAUUAAGUUGUAUGUCCAUGGAUGGAUGUUCUGCUGGCUUUGCACAGACGCAGAGAAAAUUGUUUCUUGACGAAAAGACUAUGAUGGCAUGGGAUAUGCUUGAAUUCGGGGCUUCCUUGCGAAUGGCAGGCAUCGAAAACCUCGAAACCUGUCCUUUCUGUCCCUAUGCGGCGGAGUACCCGCCUCCAGAACAGAACAAAGAAUUUCGGUGCGAGAACCCGGACUGUGAGAAAACAAGUUGCCGCCUCUGCCGAAGAGAGAGUCAUAUUCCAAUCACGUGUGAAGAAUAUGCUAAUGAACACGGCCUUUCGGCUCGGCACGUCCUCGAGGAGGCCAUGAGUGAAGCACUCAUCCGGAAGUGCAACUCUUGCCAGCACCCUUAUGUAAAAAUUGAUGGAUGCAACAAGAUCAAGUGUACUCGAUGUGGUACUCUACAGUGCUACGUUUGUCGAGCGACCAUCAAGACUUAUAGUCAUUUUAAUGAUGAAGCACGAGGCGGCGCGGAGGGCCGGUGUCCUUUGUUCGAAAGCACCGACGAACGUCACGAAGGAGAUGUCCGACAGGCCGAGGAAAUUGCGCGAAACAUGAUUGAGAAACAAAAUCCGGGUUUGACUGCCGAUGCUUUAAAAUUUAAAGUAUCUGACCAAGUUAAGAAAGACGAAGAAGCAGAGCAAUUGAGGAUUUCUCAACGACGACACAGACAUGGGCCAGGACAACACCCGAGGUAUGUCGGGGACCUUGAGGCUCAACCAAGAUUCGUUCAUCCUCCCCAACCCGGAUUUGUCCCUCCCCAACCCGGAUUCGUCCCUCCCCAACCCGGAUUCGUCCCUCCCCAACCCGGAUUCGUCCCUCCCCAACCCGGGUUCGUCCCUCCCCAACCCGGGUUCGUCCCUCCUCAUGCCCGACUGGAUCCUUUUGUGAGGCGUGCUCAAGCUGGUGUAAUUGGGGCAGACGGGCAACCUCUAAAUCCAGUUAAUUUAGAAGAGAGGCCCCCACCACUUCCGGCAGACUAUGCAGCAUUGCAAGGGCGGAAUCCUCAACAACUCCGAGAUAUAAUGGAUGCACAAAUGCGGGAGAUUCAACUCGUCUUAGAUAGACGCUUCUCACGUCUUAGACGUGCUUUUAACCCUGUUGAAGGUGGCCCAGUUGGACCUAUGCUAGGCGGUGGAUACCCACCUUUACAAAGGCCUAUGGUCCUCCAUGAUGCAAAUCCUCACAGAGGUGAUCCAGCCGCGGGCAUACAGGACUAUCCAAGAGCCCGUAACCAUCUCGACCGCAACGCGAACCCCCAAGGGGUUCUUCGACACAACCCGCAUGGUAUGAACGAAUGA